AUUCCUCUGGUUUCCUUUCCACGCGCUACGAUGUCGGGCCCUUCAGAGGCUUCCUCGCCUGACUACGAGCAGGACUGGGACGCCUUGGAGCAGCAGUCCAUGAAGGUCCUAGAUCAGAAGUUGCAGGAGCUACAGGCGCCUUCCGCAAGCUCAGCGGCGCAAGCGGGCUCGUCCCUGGCAACGUCGAGUUCGCCUCCGGAUGAUGUAAGGCGGAUGCAGCAGGCCAUCUCGCGAGAACCCUAUCGGCCUGAAGACCACCAGUUCACCAGCGAGGAGAUGUGGGCUGGCUUCUCCUCCGAGGAGGAAGGCGAGCCAGCACAGAGCAGCCAGGAGAAGGGCGUGGAGGAAGAGCCAGAGUCAAAAAAGCUGGAAGAACAGUCUAAGGACUUUCACCCCGAGGCUCGUGCUCGUGUGGACGAGGGCAAGGCAGCGAUGCGUGAGACGAUGAUGGGCCACUUCGAGCGGGCCUGCAUGCAGGAGCCGUACCGCCCAGAGGACCACCACCUCAGCGUGGAGGAGUUCUGGGGAGGCAGUGACUCCUCGCGCGGUUCCAGGUCAAAAGUGGAGCAUUCAGUCGGCCAGGAAGACUUGGAGGAGCUCAAAUUGAAGUCACGUGCGCGGCGGCACCCAGUCACACAUUCCAGCAGCGCAUGCUCGCUGGAGAUCGCGCGCCUCAGGCUCUGGCAGACUUGGACUUCCAGCAGUUGGACGCGCUGACCUCAUCGACCAAUUCUUCCCACGCUUUCAAUGGUUGGAUAGGAAAAGCACAACCGCCAAGUUUGACGCAUACUCAGUUUAUUGUUAUAUGGGAUUCUUCACUCCUGGGGUCAACGUUGCCUCCAGAAUCAAGGUGUCACUCCCAGUUCCCAGGUGUUCAGUGGGACAUUUCCUGGUGUUGUGACCUAUCUUGGCUGACGAUUUCGCACUGCUUAGGAAUUAUCAACUGUUCAGAUUGGCCAGAUUGGCCAGCCCGAAAUUUGAACAGGCUGGCUAGUACCCCAGAAUCGGUGGUGGUAUCAUGCUGAAGCACAAGUCUGCGACCUUGUUUGACACACUUUAUAUCAUGG
Effrenium voratum is the source of this 1067-nucleotide messenger RNA. The record is from the annotation of a GenBank genome assembly. NCBI's taxonomy places the organism in Eukaryota, Dinophyceae, Suessiales, Symbiodiniaceae.